Physcomitrium patens is the source of this 3956-nucleotide messenger RNA. RefSeq names its product putative serine/threonine-protein kinase SIS8. Gene Ontology annotation, biological process: protein phosphorylation; signal transduction. Gene Ontology annotation, molecular function: ATP binding; protein kinase activity. Gene Ontology annotation, cellular component: cytoplasm. Lineage: Eukaryota; Viridiplantae; Streptophyta; Bryopsida; Funariales; Funariaceae. The record is from RefSeq and is a predicted model, not a curated record.
AGCUGCACACAGCACAUAUUGAAACAAACGAAGGAUACAGACGAAACGCAUGUACACGCUGUUGCUGGCGAUGGCGGCGACGGAGCCGAUGAGCUCUGCGAUAUGCGCGCAUUGACACACUUCCAUCCCUCAAGGCAGCUCCUUUUGCAAACAGUUUUCAGAUUCUGUUUUGGUCUUGCGCUAGGCUGUCGCUGGAUGGUCAGCUUACAAAGGAUUUUUGUGGCAGUAGAAGAGUUGUAGUGAUCGAGAUGGUCGUUUAGGGGAGAUGGGUUAGGCGUAUGGAUGCUCAAGGUGUGGGAGGAUGGCCUGGUGCUUGAAAGUGGCAUUUCCAAGGGGAUGGUGAUAACCAGGAGGAGCGUGUCCGUGCUGAUUUGUUGCGGAUGUGUGACGGUGUGUUCCGGUUGUGAGGGCGUUUAACGUGCCAUUUUUGACAUUGUGGGUAUUGCUACCUCGCCCACACGAGAGUGCGAACGUUUUUGCUGCUGGUGUGCUUGGAGUAAUUGGAGACGCAGAGGAUAAUUGUGAGGCAAUCAAUCGGUAUCUCUUUAUGUCAGAAUUUCUUUCUAGGAUCAAGGCUCGCCUUGAGACAGGCCAACAUUACAACCUGAGCUAUUCUGAGGAGUCAGGAUGGGUAAGAGCAGCUUUGGCGAACGUCGGCGAACAACAGGAGGAAUCAGCAGAAUCCCGCGAAGAAGGGCAAGGUGGAGGAGAGAUAUCACAGCCGUGUUCCGAGUGGCAGGCGCAGUUGGUGAAAAGAAUGCAGGGAGUGAGACUUGGAGCUGCGGAGAGAUCUCCUGUCUUAACCAAGUCUAGAAGCAGUCCUGCUCUUGGAAGCGUUUCGUCUAGAGAUGCUUCCCAAACCCUGUGGGAUUCCAAAGUUCUGGAUUCUAGGCUGCCCAAUGGGUUUUACUCUGUAAUACCUAAUCAAAGCAUGAAAGUUCGCUAUCGAACUAUACCAACUCUGAAUGACUUGCAGCAAAUGGGUACCAUGUUUCGUGGACUGGACGUGUUACUUGUUGACACGAACAAGGAUACAAAUCUGUUAAAGCUGCUGGAUUUGACUCGUGUUAUAGUCAAAGGAAUAGGGAUUAACAUCCCUCUCAUGAUCAAGAAAAUUGCUGAAUUGGUAGCUGACUUCUAUGGUGGCCCGCUUUUCGAGGCUGGUUCCAUGAAGACGACAGGAGACGGUUACAAUGACACAGACGAAAGUAGCGUUGUUCGGUUGUUGGGAGAUGUGAAACAAGGCUUGUGCCGACCGCGUGCUAUUCUCUUUAAACUUCUUGGAGACUCUGUUGGGCUUCAAAGUCGUCUCUUAAUGGGUUUACAACUGGAUGCUGUACCCAGUAGCUCUUUGAUAUGUGCAAAUCCCAACAAGCACUUGUCCAAUGUGGUAAUAGUGAAUGGUAUUGAGCUCUUGGUGGAUGUAAUGCGAAAUCCGGGUUACCUACGUCCGUUUUCGAAGAAGGCAUUAGUUAGGUACCACAUAGCAGGGGCAGGGGAUAGUGAUUCUGCGGAUUACGAUUCAUGCGACUCUCCUCUAGAGCCAAAUAGCCCACUUUAUGAUGCCCCUGACAAGUUGGAUCAUGAAAACUUGGAGCAGGGUAUAGAAUUUGGUCGUUCACUAUAUACAAGGAGAGGUCGGACUGCUGCUGCUGCUGCAGGGUUGGGUUUCAAUCCAGUUCUUGGGAUUUGUGGCAAAUUAAGUCCAUCUCGGAGUGAGUCAGAUCUAGUCAAUCCUCGUCGACGCAAUCGACGACGUGCCUUUGAGGAGCAGAAUACCAGUCUCAGUCCCGAUCAUGGUGCGGAAUAUCAGCUGGAGCAAAGGAAUCUGGGUGUUGAUGGUUUUCGAAGUUUUCCUUCCAGUCCAGAGCAUGUGCAAACUCGAUUGCGACCGUCGCAGCAGGUGGGAUCAGACGAUGGAAGUCUUCCCAGCAGUCCUGAAUAUCCAGUAUUCAGACCUCGUGCGCAUUCCAUGUUGAGUGGGAGUCGUUUGCAUGUAGGAGAGACCACUUCCAGUCCAGAUGGAUCGCCGCAGCAUCCGAGCGUGACAAACAAUAUCGCUCCUAUGAUCAGGAGGAGGUCAGGCUUUUUGUCGAGUACAAGAGCAGGAGAUCUUGAAAACAAUUUAUCCUACAAACAAUUCAUGCGGGAAAAAGCAUUAUCUGUUGAUGUAAGGCACGAUGCAACGGGGACGGACCUUCCUCAAAGCGUGGGGGAUCCUUCAUCAUCACAGUUAAGGCACAAUCCACAUGCGGAAAUGCGAAGGCCCAGGAGACGGACUGUUGCACCUGAGGUUCCCGACGAGGUUGUCAGGGUUGUAAGGGCCAUGAAUGAGGCUCUCAAGCAAGAGCGGUCUCGGAAAAAAGGACAGGACCCUGAUUCUUCUUCGUCCGAUGGUCACAUGCUGAAUUGCAGUCGAGAAGGCAAAGUGGCUUCUGAGAAAUUACUAGAUGCUAGCAACGCAGAUGCUGAUGAUAAACAGGAACAUAGGGAGGAAGUUUCUGGUCCAAGCCAUUAUGACUUCAAUGUGAUGGGCAAUAGUGAAUCUGAUUCUCACUCAUCCAGAUUGACCUCAAAAAAUAAUGGAGAAGCAGCUUGGAAAGGAUCGUCUGGUGUCGUAUCAGACACAAACAGUGCAGCAGCCUCAUGGACUCUGCCGAUGCAGUCAGCGUCUCCACCAAGCCAACCUCUUUUUCCAUUUCCGGAGUGGAAUAUUGAAUUUUCAGAACUUCGGAUUGGUGUCCGUGUAGGAAUCGGAUCCUUCGGAGAAGUAUUUCGUGGUAUCUGGAGAGGCACUGAAGUUGCCAUCAAGGUGAUGCUUGAACAAGACCUUACUGAUGAAAACAUGCAAGACUUCUGCAACGAGAUUUCAUUGUUAAGCCGGUUAAGGCAUCCAAAUGUGAUAUUAUUUCUAGGAGCUUGUACAACGCCACCACAUCUUUCUAUGGUGACGGAGUACAUGAAGUAUGGCUCACUUUACCGUUUGAUUCACUCGGGUGAGCGGGGUAAAAAGUUGAGCUGGCGGCGUCGUUUGAAGAUGCUUCGUGAUAUCUGCAGAGGAAUGUUGAGUGUGCAACGGAUGAAAAUUGUUCAUCGGGAUCUGAAGAGUGCGAACUGUUUGGUGGACAAGCACUGGUGUGUCAAGAUUUGCGACUUUGGCUUGUCCCGAGUCCUAUCAGGCUCCACUUACUGUGAUGAAACUGCAGGGGGAACCCCUGAGUGGACUGCACCAGAGUUAUUGCGAAAUGAACCAGUCACAUAUAAGUGCGAUGUCUUCAGUUUAGGAGUCAUAAUGUGGGAGCUAUGCACAUUGAGACGGCCUUGGGAAGGGGUCAAGCCCAUGCAAGUGGUGAAUGCUGUUGCUCAUCAAAAGGCUCGUUUGGAGAUACCAGAUGGUUUCAUUGGCAAACUGAUUGCUGAUUGCUGGGAGGAAGUUCCAGAAUCUCGUCCCAGCUAUGAAGAGAUUCUUACACGGCUUCAAGAAUGUGACUUCCUGAAUGAAAGCUGAAUAGGAAGGGAGGAAUCACUCUUGUAAUCUAGGUGGAGGGUGCUACAGGAACGUGAAGAUGCUUCCUCUGCAACAGUUUUGCAUACUUUGGUAGGUUUGGUUGCCUUGUUUGGCAGAUACACUUGUCAGAUCGGUUUCUCACACGAGAGUUCUUACCUUGUAUCAUAGAUUGAGCAAGUCCAUCAUUCUGAUAUUUUAGUUUAUGUUGUGGUUGGGAAAACUACCUUGUCUCCCUCCACAUGAAGGGUUGUUUGAGAGGACUGUUCAUUUAGUGUGCUAUGAUCACAUCCGUAGUGUAUACUAUACCGGUCUGUCGCUAACAGAGCUGACACAGUUAAUAGAAGCUUGUUGAGAUGUUCAUUUCCGUGUUAUAAUAUGGACGGAAUCAGGCACAGUUAUCUUUUUCUUGGGUAAUUCGACGCCAGUUCUACUUUCCACCACUUCAUUC